Messenger RNA from Alternaria infectoria, 1077 nucleotides. RefSeq lists its product as uncharacterized. The record is from RefSeq and is a predicted model, not a curated record. Bases 1 to 1077 code for a protein of 358 amino acids. Gene Ontology annotation, molecular function: metalloendopeptidase activity. NCBI's taxonomy places the organism in Eukaryota, Fungi, Ascomycota, Dothideomycetes, Pleosporales, Pleosporaceae. The transcript has 2 exons. Gene Ontology annotation, biological process: proteolysis.
AUGGCGGGCAACACCAAUGUCAAGAUAUCGAUCAAGAACACCGGAUCCGAGCCUUUGCGCCUGGUCAAAGUUGAUGGUCUUCUAAGCGACUUGGCCGUCGACAAGGUCACUGUCGUGAAAGAUGGCAACAAGCUCCCUUUCUACGGUAUCCACGUUGACAUCGACCUCACUGCGCUGGAGGAUUCUUCAUUCCAGGCUUUGUCACCCUCAGAGACAGUUGACAAGCACUUCGAUAUCGCCCAUGUUUACGAUCUUGGCUCUGGUGGUAUCAUCGAUUUGGUGUCGCAAGGCACCUUCCUCUAUGCGACCUCUGAAUCAUCGGUCGUAGAGACCAUAUCCUUCAUCUCGAACACUCUUACCGUCAACAUCGAUGGAUCUGAAGCAGCCGCGACCCGUCAGACUUGGCUUUCGAGCGUAUGGAAUGCGGAAUUCAACCUCCAAGGCGGUUGCACCCACGAACAGUACGACAUUCUAGACCAAUGUCGCAGUCUGUGCUCUGAUCGCGCCUAUUCCGCCUGGCAGAACUCGCUUUCCGACGCUGGCAACCACACGAGGAUCAUGGAGUUCUUCAAGGACGACACUGAGCAGAUUCGCAAGAAGCUCAACGACGGCUUUCUCGCGAUGGGAUCUGAAUGUCGGAACAUGAACGAGGGUCGUGUCAAGAUCUUUUGUAACAACCUCGAUGGCUGUGAACCGGGUGUGUUGGGAAUGACUGUGUGGGCGGGCGAGGAACUUCACGUCAGGUUCUGCCCCUUUUGGUUCGAUGCGUGGUAUCAGAUUGAUCAUCCAGAAUGUCAUGAAGGCGACAAGACUAAGACAAUGACGCAUGAGCUCUCCCAUGCAUUGUUCAGCGUCGGCGAUGUCAAAUACGGAUAUGACAACUUUAUCACGCUCAACUCAACGGAUAACCUCAACAAUGCGGACACUUAUGCAUUCUUUGCUAAAGGUAAGCGAUCUCAACUCACAGAAGGCUUUCCUAUGAAUCUUGGACAAACCGCUAAUCUCAUAUGCAGCGUCCCACAACAAUUGUUGAGUUUGGUCGAUCUUCACAUUCGCGGCUUGUUGGGAAAAGAGUAG